AUGGGUUCGCUCAGUAGCUUCCUUUUUGUUUACGCCCUUGGUGGAAUCACCUUCAUACCGCUCGUCCUUUCGCUAGUCCUUCUCUACGCCUACCUCACACUUCCAUCUGCCUCGCACCCACAUCCAUCAUGCGAGAAAGCAACCGAUCCCAUCCGCUUGCCGACCGAUGACGACUUUGGUCCCAAGUCCGGCACCGACCAGCUAGCGGAGAAAUUCCACCGCACCCACGAGUCCGACGUCGCGGCUGGAUACUUCGCCGUCUGCCGAGAAUAUGUUCCCGGUGGCGUUAAUGGAAAGCCUCCCGAGAGAACUACCCCCGCGGGGGAGGUCGUUGCGGCCGAAAGCCCCAGCGUUUAUCAGACCAUGUACCGGAGCUUGUUCGAUCGAAAACAAGCGCCGAGUAUCGAGCCGAACAAGGCGAAUGGGAAAACCGUGAAGCGGGCGCGCAAUGUAUUCUAUAUUGUUCUUCGACACGGCCACUUGAUGCUCUAUGAUGAUGUCAAUCAGGUAGAAGUGCGAUACGUCAUUUCCCUCGCUCACCACGAUGUGACCAUAUAUGGUGGUGAGGGAGAUAUCCCUGAGGGUGAGCUGUGGCUCAAACGAAAUGCCAUCUGUCUCUCCCGGAGACUUCAAUCGCUUGGAGACUUGGGAGGACCGACUCCCCCGUUCUAUCUAUUCUCUGAGAAUUUGUCUGAGAAGGAAGACUUCUACAUUGCCAUGCUGCAGAAUCAGAAUCGGCUGUGGGACUCGGCUGAUCGGCCGCCCAAGCCUCAAGAAUUCGACACAAAACAUAUCGUCACCUUGGUGCAGCGCUUGCACUCUUCUGAAGAACAGCUCCAAACGCGCUGGAUCAACGCUUUCCUGGGAAGGUAUUUCCUCGCCUUGUACCGGUCUCCCGAGCUGGAGGCCUUUGUGCGGAGCAAGAUUGUCAAGAAGAUCUCCCGGGUGAACAAACCGAACUUUAUAAGUAAGCUUGGCUUGCAGAGGAUCGACAUGGGCGAAGGAGCUCCAUUCAUCACCAAUCCAAGGCUAAAGGACCUGACGGUGGAUGGAAACUGCUGCAUCGAGGUCGACCUUCAGUACACCGGGAAUUUCCGUGUCGAGAUAUCGGCAACCGUACGCAUCGAUCUGGGUCCUCGUUUCAAAGCUAGAGAGGUCGACAUAGUCCUUGCGGUUGUCUUGAAGAAACUUGAGGGACAUCUGUUGGUUCGAUUCAAGCCUCCGCCCAGCAAUCGCAUGUGGAUGUCCUUUGAAACCAUGCCCAAAAUAGAAAUGGACAUCCAACCUAUCGUCAGCUCAAAGCAAAUCACAUACAGCCUCAUUCUCCGAACCAUUGAGAGCAAGAUUCGCGAGAUGGUGGCCGAGAGCAUCGUUCUGCCCUUCUGGGAUGACGUUCCAUUCCACGAUACUUUGGGCCAGGCUUUCCGCGGUGGCAUUUGGCAGCAGGGUGCUCCCGAGCCAAACCCCGAGGUAGAGAUACCCGAUGAAUCCGGCGAAGCUCCUCAGACCCCGAAGAGUGUUGGCGGUGAUCCGAUCGAGGUUCUCAAAUCCAAGGAUGACCGCACCAUGAGCAUGCCUACGCUUUCAGAACCUGCGGCGGCCAAGCAGAGGCCACGCAAAGGCCUCAAGUCAAGUCAUUCCGAUCUGCAAACAUCACACACUUCGACUGCCACGUCUACUGGGAUAGACAAAUCGGAAAGCACGCCACUCCCGAGAGCUAUUCGCUCGCAAACUUUCUCCCAUGCCGCGGACCCUGUGAUGACACCCGACAACGCAAAGGUUGACAAGGUCGUUCCUGACCACAAAGAAGAGAAAAGCCAUGCGGCCAGCGCCAUGUUUGAGAUAUCGAGUCGGUCUCCGCCUGCAUCUCCAAACCGGACCCCAGGUACCUCGCCCCCCUCCGCUAGCAUCACGGUGCCGGAAAUUGCGGUCCACAGUCGUGAAUCUUCAGUUGUAGAUCCAAUCGAAGGCACUAGUCUCGGCAAAGAAACCAUCAUCCAGAGGCCGUCUUCUACUCGCAUGGAAAGUGGUUCUUUCUCCAGCUUGAGGAGUUCUCGCGGCAGCUCUACCACCUCCGUUGUCAGUGAUUCGAGUCGCCGACGCAGCACCAUUGAGACUAUCACCAAGUCGUUCACGACCACCACUUCCCCCGACGACAAGCACUCCGGUCCCAUAACCAUCGGGUCGGCUACCGCUGCCGCGAAGAAGUGGAGUAUGAGUGUAUUCGGCAAAGGCGAUCACACUCAACAUGAGCCAUCGCGAGAGGCUGGACCCCCAAAUCAGCCCAUUGGACGUGGACAUCCCCAUCCACCACCCGGCACGCCACUGCCUCGUCCUGAUAAGUAUGCUCUCAAGAGGAACUCAGGCACAACCAAACGCAAGCCCGUGGCGGCACAACCAAAUUCCACCGAGCGCCCCAGAACAGCGGACAAACAACAUAUCCCACCACCUCUUCCUCGUCGGAAACCAAUGGCACCUGAGAUACGUGCUGACGAAGGCAUGGACGAGCUGCUUGUGGUGGAAGCACUCCAAGAUUCCGAACCAAACAGUCCUGCUCCUGAUGAGUUGGAAUCAGACCAUCUGUCAAAGGGCUCGGACGUCACCAGCGAAUUCACGAAGGUGGAACAACCUGUGGCUGAUAAGAAAGAAUAUGAAGCUCUAGAUGGUGAAUCAUUGCGCUCUGUUGAUCAGAUGCCAGAUUCGGCCCUGGGCAGUCCAUCCACCAGCAGAGCGCAGGUACCUUUGUAG
This is a messenger RNA of Penicillium brevicompactum, 2748 nucleotides long. RefSeq names its product SMP domain-containing protein. The transcript has 2 exons. Gene Ontology annotation, molecular function: lipid binding. Gene Ontology annotation, cellular component: ERMES complex; endoplasmic reticulum. NCBI's taxonomy places the organism in Eukaryota, Fungi, Ascomycota, Eurotiomycetes, Eurotiales, Aspergillaceae. The record is from RefSeq and is a predicted model, not a curated record. The coding region runs from base 1 to 2748 and encodes 915 amino acids. Gene Ontology annotation, biological process: phospholipid transport.